Molecule: messenger RNA, 1564 nt
Organism: Colletotrichum scovillei
Lineage: Eukaryota; Fungi; Ascomycota; Sordariomycetes; Glomerellales; Glomerellaceae
Exons: 3
Coding region: 758-1228 (156 amino acids)
Source: RefSeq, a predicted model, not a curated record
CAGCAUGAUCGUCCUUUUUCGGUUGCUGUCCCGUCUGGGCAAUAUCACGUGGACACAGCAAAGCUAGGCCAUCCGUAAUAUGAUUUCCCCGUCUCAGUGGUGUUUCGGGUGUGCUUUGUGGUGGUGUUGCGGUGGUGUUGCAUCCCAGCUUUUUGUGGGCAGCCGUGGUUGGAUCUCUUUCCGCGUUUCAGGUUCCCUUUGCUGCUUGCUGCAAGGCCCCAAUCCAAUACCAAUCUUCCCCCUCCCGUGCCGUGCAUGUGUCGCAGCGCAGCCGCGGGCGCCUGUUAAUCGGAAAAAAGUGCUGCUAAGGUUUAAGGGACGGACGUUGGGUUGUUCCUUUUUGCUUUUCUACUCCUCCAACGUCUUUUCGGUGUUACGGUUUUCUACGUACGAGCGCUGCGCGUCGCCAAUCCACACUACAACUCCUUCUGCGCUUCGUUGACGACGCUAUAUACUACGAUUCGACGAGGUUGAGCCUCGGAAAUACCAUCACAACGACAUAUUCCUAAUAUUUCAAUUCGACGAGCUGGUGAAAGGACGGAGCUAGGAGACUUUAUCUACGACACGAGAGGGAGAGAUAUCAAUUGGGUUACGAUCACAAUUACGGAACCACGAUACUCGACCAGAGCAACCGACGCGAUCGAUUAAUCAGUCCGAAGGAGAGUAAACCCGAUAAUUGCAUUCGAAAGGACGUCAUAAAACUGAGCGAGCAACGCCAAAUCACUGUCGGUCUACGACAAAGAUCAGAGAGAAAGCAAUGAGAACGUCAACACUCUUCAACGCCCUUUCGGGGGCCGCUGUGGUGGCGGCGGGUGUGCUGGCGAUGGACCUCGGUGACGAGAUGCGCAUGGGGUGGAAGUAUGGCCUGCUGCCGCGGCAGACGACGCAGAACCUGCAGACUUUUGAGGGGAAUUUGGGCGGUGUACAGGCGUCAGCGAUUACCAAGUCAAAUGACCCUAGCAGACCGUUCGAGGUCGACGGUGAUACUUUUCCCGACUUCAACACCGCCGCGGGCCGAUCUUGCGACAAUCAGAAGAACAAGUGCUCACAAGCAGCCAACAACGGACCGCAAAAGUUUGAGGUGACCAAGUGUGACGAGCAAGCUGGUGAGUUUAUGUUACUCUCUUGGGGUUUGAGGGUUCCAUCACACAUGAGGGCCACUAUACUAAUACGGACCGGCAGAGCAAUGCAAAAACACAAUCGACACAAUCACAAAGCAGAGCUUUAGCGAUCCCGUGUUUUCGGGUACGGUGGGAGAUUUUGACAUCUUUUGUGAUCCUUGAGAGGCUCAUCUGAGUUGGUCGAGCGAGAUGUCGGUCGUCGGCGGUGGCGAUGAUGAUGGUAUUGCUGUCUCAAGAGGCUAUGUGAAUGAAGUCACGUCGGCAUGUGUAUACUGAGAGAUUGGGAAAGGAAACGAGCGAAGUAGGGGGUGAAGACAGCAAGCCAAAGGAUUUGGCAGAGGUGUUGAUGGGGAUUUUGAGUUGUACAUGUUAAAGGUUGGUUUGGUGUUAUAGGCUCCUCGAGGCGAAGAUCGAGGAUGAUGUCCGGCGGGCAUGACGCUCGG